AUGGGCACGCGGGCUGUGGUGAACUACUCGGAGCCGUGGGUCCUCGGAUUCGAGUUCAGUCGCCCCGAGCCUUUCUUCUCAAUGGGGCAGGCGGACUUCGAGCCCACACGCGACAUCUAUCGGCAUCCAGAUCGUCAAGGUCAGCCAAUGGAAAUGUUCAAGAAAAUCCACGACAUUUACGCGUUAGGGGUGGUGUUGUUGGAGAUCGGUCUGUGGGAGCCUGCCGUGAAGCUAGAGAGGAAUAUGUUUUCGCAUGCCAGCAAUCCUCUUGCUGUCCAGUCGCAACUGAUUAAACAUGCGCAGAAGCGGUUAGAGUCCCGCGUUGGUCGCAAGUAUAAAGAGGUUGUGCUCAAAUGCCUCACGGGGGAUUUUGAGGUGGAAGAUGAUACGAAGGAAGACUUGAAGCUCCAGCAGGCCUUUCGCCAUCAAGUGGUGGAUGUGAUCGAGAUGGCUGCAAGUUACGUAUAG
Molecule: messenger RNA, 468 nt
Organism: Penicillium argentinense
Lineage: Eukaryota; Fungi; Ascomycota; Eurotiomycetes; Eurotiales; Aspergillaceae
Exons: 1
Coding region: 1-468 (155 amino acids)
Source: RefSeq, a predicted model, not a curated record